CUUAGAUCGCGGCGAGGUUGAGGCGGUGGUCGGGCCCAUGGGCGGGCCCCGCCGCUCCCCAAGGGGACCUAUAUAAGUUGACUCGCGGCCGGUGUAACGCGAUCCUAUAACACAAUCGCGUCUGCCUCAUCAGCGACGAGACAUGCGUCCUCCAGUGCUGUCUCUCUUGUCUUGCAUUGGCCUUGCGCUCGCCCAGCAAUAUCCCGUGACCACGCCGGUGCCCAUUUUAAAGCAGAUAAAUAAACACAAUGAAGACGGUAGCUACAGUUACGGAUACGAGGCUGCGGAUGGUUCUUACAAGAUCGAGUCUAAAUAUCCAACUGGAGAAGUGUACGGAAAAUACGGAUUCGUGGACGACACUGGAAAUAUUCGAGAAGUGGAAUAUGGAGCUUCGAGGCGAGGAUUCGAGCCCCAAGGUCCCGGUAUAAACGUUCCACCACCGACCCUGACUGGUAACAGUAUCGCGAAUCCUAACCAACCCGAGGACGACGGCCAAUACAGAGAAGAUCCGUCCGUUUACUACACGGAUCCUCGUUUCACGAAUGGAGAACGAUACGAACCUCGUCGACCUUUGGUCAACAACCAACCGCGACCGAUUCCUGCACCGAUCUACAAUCCACCAAGGUAUCCCACGCAAGUGCAGUACCAGCCGAAGGCCCAGUAUCAACCACAGUAUCAACCGCAGUACCGAUCGCAGUAUCAACCGCAGUAUCAGGAGCAGCAACAGCGAGCCGCGUAUCCCGCAGCGCCGAUCCAAAGCGGAAUUCAAGGUCGUCCAGCGCCCAACGUAGAUCCAAACGCCGGGCUAGCCUCUUACACGGUUAAUUACAGACGAUAGGGAUCGAUCGUUUACUUUAUGUGUAAAUAUUGCGUUAUUUAUACCGAUAGGGCCAGUUUGUUUUUUCGAAUAUUCGAAUCUCUGAUUUACAUUUACAUCGCGCGCGUAAAGUUUGACGUUUGUUUCGAAUUCGAAUAUUACAGGCCUUGUUAUUCUAUUUUUAUUAUUAUUAUAACGAGUAAAUUGUUAUUUUUCGAUUUUGAGGGCGUUGUUAAAACGUUUGAACGUUCUUUGAGCGUUAGCAAAGAUAUUUUUAUGAAUGAUAAAUUAUAAUUGUAAGUCCUGAUUUUUCUCUUUUUAUCAUUAUUGUAACGAGUAAAUUGUUAUUUUUCGUUUUUUGAUUUGAUUGAGGGCGUUAGAACAUCAUUUGAGCGAGCGUUAACCGAGCAAAGAUAUUUUUAUAAAUUAUAAUGUUGUAUCGAUUCGCAAAAUAUUGUAAUAUUCUUUUUUAUAAUUUGAUAUUAAGUUUAUUUAUGAAAAAUGUUAAGUUCUUUCUUACAUCUUAACACCAGUUUGAACUGGUGUUAAUAGAAUUGAAGAGCACGAAUAUUCGACAAUAAUUUAGGGAACGAAUAGUAUCAUAUCAAUAUCUUUUCAAGAUGAAUACUUUGCUAUUUGAUUAUUCUAUAUACAAUUCUUGCUAUUUUUCAUAUUUCGAACACUUGACAGUACUCCAACGUGGCAUGUUCAUUUCUUUCACAGUAGUUCCUUUAAGAAAAACUUCUACCUCUUUCUUACUUUUCUACCUCUUUUAUAUAUAUAUACAUAUCUGUUCUUUUUAUUUGCACCUCGUGUAGUUAUCUCACGUUUAUUUUCAAUUUUCUUUUAAAUGUUACGUCUUGACGUUAUUUCUUUUAUCUGCACUUCCUAUAUAGCACUUUCGAGACAAUUCUGAAGAGAUAUUUCUCAAAUCAUCGUUAUACCGAUAAAAAAAAUAUAUAUAUAAAAUUUAUAAA
This is a messenger RNA of Apis cerana (Asiatic honeybee), 1794 nucleotides long. RefSeq names its product cuticular protein 27 (gene CPR27). Gene Ontology annotation, cellular component: chitin-based extracellular matrix. Lineage: Eukaryota; Metazoa; Arthropoda; Insecta; Hymenoptera; Apidae. The record is from RefSeq and is a predicted model, not a curated record. Gene Ontology annotation, molecular function: structural constituent of chitin-based larval cuticle.